Heterocephalus glaber (naked mole-rat) is the source of this 2768-nucleotide messenger RNA. It is a transcript of the gene Fam234a, whose product is annotated as family with sequence similarity 234 member A. The record is from RefSeq and is a predicted model, not a curated record. NCBI's taxonomy places the organism in Eukaryota, Metazoa, Chordata, Mammalia, Rodentia, Bathyergidae. Gene Ontology annotation, cellular component: cell surface. Gene Ontology annotation, molecular function: protein binding.
UCGGCAAAACCCGAAAUGUGUUCCCUUGGAGAUGUCAGUAAAUAAGUGAGCAGUUGUGGACCACACAACUAGAAGAAAUGGGAGGGAGGCAUGAUCGGGGGAGUGACCCCAGCUGCAGUGGACGGGCCUCCCGUGUGAGUGUGAAGAAUCCAUGAGAACCAGUUCACACUGUGGAGGGAAAAGUCCAGGGAGCUGGAAUAAGAUGGGACCAAGGGCGUGAAAGAGAUCAAGAUUAGUCACCAGGAGUUAAACUUUGGGAUGUGCCCAGGAUGAUGGACAACAAGGACGUAGAAGCUGAAAUCCACCCCUUGAAGAAUGAAGACAGAAAAUCACAGGAAAGUUUUGGGAACAGGUUGAAAAAUGAAGAUAACUUAAAAAGCAUGCCUGCCCAAUCCCGGCUCUCCCGAUGCCGAACAGUGGCAUUUUUUCUUUCAUUGUUUAUCUGCCUUUUUGUGGUGUUUGUGGUCUCCUUCAUCAUCCCAUGUCCAGACCGACCAGUGUCACAGAGGAUGUGGAAGAUCGAUUACAACGCAGCAGUCACCUAUGACUUUCUGGCCAUGGAAGACAUAAACAGGGACAAGAUCCAAGAUGUUGUCUUUCUUUAUAAAAAUACCAACAGCAGUAACAAUUCCAACCUAUCCUGCGCUGAUGAAGGCUUCUCCUCUCCCUGUGCCUUUGUGGCUGCUGUGUCAGGGGCCAAUGGCAGCGUGCUCUGGGAGAGGCCAGUGGUCCAAGACGUGGCAUUUGUGGAAUGCACCACACCCCAGCCUUCGGACCAUAAGGUGUCCUCUGCCUGCAUCCUUGUGGGAAGACCCGGCUCCUUCCUUGCCGUGGACCUGUUCACAGGGGAAACUCUGUGGAGCCACCCCAGCAGCUUUGGUGGGAACACAUCUAUCCUGACCCCUCUGCUGCAAGUACCUGACAUCGACAGUGAUGGUGCCCCAGACCUGCUGAUCCUCACCCAAGAGGGAAAGGAGGUCAGUGUGUACAUCUAUUCAGGCAGCACUGGGGACCAGAUUGGCCACAGAAGCAGCCUCGGUGUGGAUGGAGUCAGCGGCCCUCUCCUCCACGUCACCAGGACGGGUGCACACUACAUCCUCCUGCCCUGUGCAAGUUCCCUCUGCGGCUGCUCUUUGAAGGGUCUGUAUAAGAAGGUGACUGGGAGAGAUGGCCCGUUUAAGAGUGACCCCCACUGGGAGAACAUGCUCAAUGCCUCCACCCACAGGCUCCUGCCCAGCUCUGGAGCAGUCCGCUACCUGAUGAAUGUCCCAGGGAAGGCCGGCCAGGAUGUGCUCCUCGUUAGUUCACAGGACUGUGUGCUACUGGAUGGGCAAGAGCUGACUCCCAGGUGGACCCUUGGUGCAGCCCAGGUCCUGAGAAAACCUAUCCUUGGCCACUAUAAACCAGACACCCCAGCUGUGGUCAUUGAAAACGGAACUGGCAUCAAUAGACAGAUCCUGCUUCUGGACCUCAGCAGUGGGGCCAUCUUGUGGAGCCAGACCCUCCCGAGCUUCCCCGGGGCCCCGCCACCCAACAGCCUGCCAACUGCAGACCACCGCUCAGCCUUCUUCUUCUGGGGCCUCCACGAACUGAUUGGCACCAACGAGACGGAUCCCAGGGAUGCCCGGCACAGUCUAUACAUGUUCCACCCUACCCUGCCCAGCGUCCUGCUGGAGCUGGCCAAUGUCUCUGCCAACAUCAUCGCCUUUGAUGUGGUCCUAUUUGAGCCAAGCCGCCAUGCUGCCUACAUCCUCCUGACAGGCCCAGCAAGCUUGGACGUGCCUGGCCUGGUCUCCAUGAUCAAGCAAAAGGUGCGGGACCUUGUCCCAGACAGCAGAGUGGUCCACCUGGGUGAAGGCAGGCCAGACAGUGACCAGGCCAUCAGAGGCAGGUUCUCCUGGCUGCGGUAUCGGAGCGAGGUGUAGGCGGCGGCGGUGGGGACCCAUGGAACGAUGCCAACUGUAGAAAUCAAACAUUCUGGGAUAUCCACUCAUCUCUCUGCCUCCACGCUGACCCUAGUGACAGUCUCCCCUGGGGAGGCAUGGCUUUAUGUGUCAUCUCCAGGGAUAUGUGGGGAAACCCUGGACCUCCUGGCCAGGACACCACAGCCAUCACAUGGUCUUAUCCUGUGUUCCAUGGGGCUUUGUCUGGGCCAUGCUGUCUCCCUGUGGUCUUGCUAGGUGGAGCUCAGCCCUGUGGAGCCCCUGCCACACCAGCUUCCCCCUGCCACACCAGCUUCCCCCUGCCAGAGAAGCCACUGCUAUGGUCACGGGUGUCCCUUCCUCUUCUUCCUACCUGGUUCUGUCCUCUGCACCAUCCUCCAGGAAUCAUGAAUUCAGAGUGUGGUGGGCCCUGGUGGUACCUGAGGCUUCACAGCCUCAAGACCUUCCCAGAGCAGAGGGAACAUCUCCCAUGCAGGUUGAGGAACAGGGAUUGGGAAUGGGGUCUCCCUGACCAGUGGGCAGGGCCGACUGUAGAGUUCAGAGGUGCUCUCAGUACACACUGGAGCUGCUGACCCCAAGGAGGGCCCUGUGGCCCUGGCAUGGUGAACACCCACCCCUACCCUAGUGCUGCUUACCUGAUGCAGGAGGACUCACCUCUGUGCCUUCUGGCUCCUGAGUCCCAGGGGCAGUUGUGCUGCAUGUGCAGCAGCCCUGCCCACACCAGAGCCCAAGCUUUGUGGCAAUGCAGCCUGACUCUGUCACCACAGAAAACACCAGAAUAAACAUUUUUGCACUGUGUGGAAAAGCCCCAGUGGUUAAGUGUGA